Messenger RNA from Coprinopsis cinerea okayama7#130, 1785 nucleotides. RefSeq lists its product as hypothetical. The record is from RefSeq and is a predicted model, not a curated record. The coding region runs from base 1 to 1785 and encodes 594 amino acids. NCBI's taxonomy places the organism in Eukaryota, Fungi, Basidiomycota, Agaricomycetes, Agaricales, Psathyrellaceae. The transcript has a single exon.
AUGACCAUUAAUCUGCUUGGCUCCCUGGCGGACGUACAAUCAUGCCAGUCCGUUGGACAGGUUGACGCCAAAAUAGAUGACCUGGAACGGCAUAUUAUCGCUGUCCAAGCUCUGCUUGUGGAAUUCAAGAAGAAGCACAACGAACUCCUCCCCAUUUCACGACUCCCACCCGAGAUCCUCUGCAAAGCAUUUCUCGAAGUCAAAGAUGACUACAUUCGAGUCGCAGAGGAAAAAUUCUCAAAACCCUGGUUUCGACUACCUAUUGCUUCCUGGUGUCGACUUACUCAUGUGUGCCACCAUUGGAGACUAGUAGGGAUUGAGCACUCCCCUCUGUGGGCGAGUAUCAGAGGCAAUGUCCCUGACCAUGUGUUGACCUUUCAUUCGCGAUCGAAGGAAACACUCCUCGACCUCGAGUGGAUGGAACCCGAUCGACAAGGUCUCGACCCUCAUCUCGGCGCCAUCCGCAGACCGUUAUCACAGACGAGCCGAAUCCAAUCCCUGAACCUUGGAUUCCUUCGUCUGGACACCAUGCUCGCAUUGGUGUCCUCACUAUCAUCGUCAGCACCUGUUCUCCGUAAUCUCUCCCUUUCCAGAUCCGAAUACUAUAGGAUGUCACAAGAGAUGCCGACAAGAAACUGGCUCCUACCCCAACUAUUCGACGCUGGUGCCCCUCAUCUUCAGAAGCUUUCGCUAACGGCAUGCGCAAUCCCCUGGACGUCAGCCUUGUUCAACCAUUUGACGGAGCUUGAGCUUCAAGACAUUCCAAUCCGACCGGAUUUCCCCACGACCCUUUUUGACCUGUUCAGACGCUCUCCAAGAUUGAUUAAAGCCGUCAUCCGGCCAAGCGCUCCGGAAGACAGAGAUGUGGAGGAGUAUGUUCCACCAACCGUGAACACUCCGAUCGCUCUCCCCCAACUCGAGUAUCUGGAGCUUGCAGGUCAUGUGCAAAUGUGCUGCGAUACUCUAGCCUAUCUCUCAGUCCCCGAGAAUGCCUGUGUCCGGGCCGUCUUUCAUUACAUAGGGGACGCGUGGGUCACCACCCUUCCACAGUUCCUCCCAUCCCGAUUUGAAGGAAUCCGCUCCCUUCGCAUAAACCCGCAAGGCACAGAACAUAUAGCGGUCACCCCUUGCAGGGGCUUGAUCGACUUUGCGCCGCCGUUUGACCACCAUCGAGAGGACGAAUUCACCUUCGACGAUUUCAGAAUGUGUGAAGAAGCAGCGAUUUUCGACACCUUUUCAUUUGGCAAAGUCGAAGCCGUCCAUUACAAGGACGAUGCUCAUGGCUACGCGGGCGGGUUUAAUACACGGGUCCUGCUCUCACUACCGUCUGUGAAAAGCGUUACUCUGUCCGGUGCGAGUCAGAUCGCGACCUCAUUUCUGCAGAUUUUUCGAGGCCACUUGACUCGGAAGAUCCACGGAGGGGCAGGAGAUGAACCCGUCAUCACUCUUGAUUUACUGCCAUCCUUACAGCACCUCUCAUUCGACUCCGUUAUCCUCCUUAGAAGGGGCUGUAAAUAUUGGUGCAGUAGACAUGACCCAGUCCGAAUCACUCUCCUGAGCGACGUGCUCCGGAUGAGACGCGAACUCGGUGCACCCAUCAAGUCACUUCGAUUCUAUAGGGGCCGCAACAUAUCACAAGAUUUGCUUGACGAUCUUCGAGCGGAAGACCCACUUGGACCCGAAGGACUUCAAGUUCUAUGGGAUGGAAUAGAAGAAGAAUUGCUAUGUUAUAGCCCGGACUGUGAUUGCGGCCUUAACAAGGGCCAGACUUCUUCAGAUGAGUAG